Messenger RNA from Contarinia nasturtii (swede midge), 2185 nucleotides. RefSeq names its product muscle-specific homeobox protein tinman-like. The coding region runs from base 346 to 1572 and encodes 408 amino acids. NCBI's taxonomy places the organism in Eukaryota, Metazoa, Arthropoda, Insecta, Diptera, Cecidomyiidae. Gene Ontology annotation, biological process: cell differentiation; regulation of transcription by RNA polymerase II. Gene Ontology annotation, molecular function: RNA polymerase II cis-regulatory region sequence-specific DNA binding; DNA-binding transcription factor activity, RNA polymerase II-specific. The transcript is spliced from 2 exons. The record is from RefSeq and is a predicted model, not a curated record. Gene Ontology annotation, cellular component: nucleus.
GUGGCCGAGUUUUGAACAUAAGUUUUUUUUGAUCACAUCUCUUUGCAUAGUUGAAUGUUGCAUUUUUGAAAUUUGAUUCCACUUGAAUCCAAAGUGUUACUUUUCGCGAUCAAAAUUAUUAUAAUAGUUUUGAAAUAUUCUAUUAUAAAAACGGAUAAAAUUAAAACGACUUAAAUUGGAUUAAUAUAAACAAAGUUAGUGUGUUUAUCAUCGACAUCAAAGUACUUUGUGUGUUAUUAAGCCAGAGAAAAAAUUAUUCGCCCGUGAACAUUGCCAAUACGAAAAGUGUCAACGUUGAUUCUAUGACCGUUUCGCAUCAAUUUGUGGUUUAAAGUGUUGAAUAAAAUGCCACAACAGUAUCAUCCGUUGUCCGAUGCAAUGUACGCCGAUUAUAGACAACCGCCACCUUCUUAUCAGGAUAAUUACCAGAUGAUGUAUCAGCAUUCGAAUUUCCAACAUUACCGUUCGUCCAUAGCUCCUUCCGGUGGAAAUGAUUUUGGAUACGAAUACAGUCAACCGUAUUAUCCAUCACUUCAAUCGACAAAUUCGUAUGGCAUGAUACCCGCUUACAAUAACGGCAAUAGCACAUUUGCCAACAGUUUUCAUGCAUCACCUUAUUCGACCAAUUUCCAUGCACCAUCAUACACGUCUUAUGACAGUCUAUCCGCAUCACCAACGGAUGCAUUAAAUGUGAAACCUGAUUUAGAUGCCGACAACACCGUAUCGAUCGAAAACAAUUUGAUGAGAAAUAGUCCAAUUGAAAGCAGUGAUCGAUCGGAAAGCAGCUUUAGCUCGAAAUUAGAAGUUUGCUCAAAGAGUGAUGAUACACUAACGGAGCUAUCGGAAAACAUUGGUAAUUCAGAUCAAAAUCUUGUGGACACCAAUCAUCAAAGCUGUAAUGAGGAAAAUAUUUCAAAUUCAUUAAAUCAACCGAUUGUGUCGUCGACACGCAGUGAAUUGCGCAAAAAUGGUAAACUUCGUUGCAAACGUAAGCCACGCGUUCUAUUUUCUCAGUCACAAGUGUUAGAAUUGGAGAGACGUUUUCGACAACAACGUUAUGUAUCGGCACCCGAACGGGAAAUACUCGCUCAAUCGCUGAAUUUAACAGCCACUCAGGUAAAGAUUUGGUUUCAAAAUCGGCGAUACAAAUCAAAGCGUGUUCAAAUCGAAACCAACAACAAUAUUAGCGCCAACAAAAACACCAGUGCGACUUUUAAAAGUCAUGAGACAAUUUCCAGUGACAAUGAUGCACAAAAUUUAGAUAAUUUGGAAUUGAAUCCACGCCGAAAAGCCAAACAAAAGGAAAUUUUAAUGGAAUCGGCCGAUGAUCAAACAACCAAAUCCGCUGAUUUUUCGAUGUUAAAUUCUAUGUCACCAGUGAAGAUUGCCAACGACAUCCAUGAGCCGUUUUAUUCGAAUCGAGGCUCCGUUAUUCCGCCACCGUAUUCAUCAAAUCUUUAUAAUCCAACCGGAAGCUUAUAUGCAAUGAAUCAACAGAGCUAUGAUCAGUAUAAUAAUAUGCCGCCAGGAUCCAGUUCGUUUUCAUGCUAUGACAAAAUUUCCUAUUGGUAACGACACGCAAUGGUCGUUUAACGGAAAAAGCGAUCCAACACCAAAGCCAAUGUUAUUGUACCUUAAGUAAUUUGUAAUUGUUCACAUCCAAUAUCUAAUUCAAAUGAAAAUUUCAUAAUUAAAAAAAAGCAAUGACAUGUACUCAUAAGUUUAAGAUUAAUCUCAUUUUUCUAAGAAUUUUGUUUUUUAUUUUCAUUUCGUUAUAACUGCGACAAUUUGCACAUAAAUCAUCAGCAGACAAUUUACGAAUUUCGUAUCGGUUCGAAAGUAUGAGCAUGAAAUUUGUAUCUCUGCUCUAAAGCAGAGAAUGUUUCGAAUGUUUUUUUUUUUAUAUGUGUGAGGGGUGCUUUGAGGAGCCGGAGAAGCACUGAGGAGCCCUGCUCAAAAAAAUUAAACAAAAAAGAUGAAAAAAGAAAACUUCUUGAAAUGAAAAGAAAAUGUGGUCCUGUUCCUUCAGCUUCUCAGAGCGCCCCUCGUACAUUGAAUUCUCCGCAAAAGCGUCUCUGAUUUAGAUAUAGAAUUUUCGAUAAGAAAAAUCAUUUAGAAAAUGUCUAAACGAAUCUAUGUUUAAGAUGAAAAUUGAUUAUAUAUCCAUUCGCUACCAAAAUUUAAC